UGGAUAGCGGUGGCCAACCAAGAAACAUUCGAUUACAACAUGGCUCAGGUGCCGGCAGAAGCGCAAACGGAAGCGUUGGUAACCCUUCCGGAUGAGCCUGAAAAAGGGAUGGCUGACGGUGCAGCUACGCAGACGAGCAAGCGGGCGACAUCUUCGUCACCGCCACUUUCAGCGACGGCACCGUCGAAUGCGUUUAUCUGUGGUGUAGUGGAAGGAUUUUAUGGGCGCCCGUGGACUACGGAACAGCGGAAGGAUCUGUUCCGUAAGCUGAAACGCUGGGGCAUGGAUGCGUACAUCUACGCCCCGAAGGACGAUUACAAGCACCGUGCAUACUGGCGAGAUCUGUACACUGUGGAGGAAGCGGACCACCUGACCGGCUUGAUAACGGCGGCCCACGAACAAAACAUCAACUUCUACUACGCCCUCUCACCGGGGCUUGACAUCACGUACAGUAGCGCCAAGGAAGUGGCCGCUCUCAAGCGGAAGCUGGACCAGGUGUCGCAGUUUGGUUGCAAAGCGUUCGCCCUACUGUUUGAUGACAUCGAACCGGAAAUGUCGAAACCGGAUAAGGAGGUGUUCCAGAGCUUCGCGUACGCCCAGGUUUCCGUGACGAACGAGAUCUUUAACCACCUCAACUGUCCACGGUUCCUGUUCUGCCCGACGCAGUACUGCAGCACGCGGGCCGUGCCGACGGUGAAGCAGUCGGAGUAUCUGAACACGCUCGGUACGAAGCUGGUGAAAGAGAUCGACGUUCUGUGGACGGGCCCCAAGGUAAUUUCGAAGGUAUUAACGGUCGAGUGCAUCGAGGAGAUAACGGAAGUCCUCCAUCGGCCACCUGUCAUCUGGGACAAUCUGCACGCGAACGAUUACGACCAGAAGCGCGUGUUUCUGGGCCCGUACAGUGGCCGGUCUCCCGAGUUGAUUCCGUUGCUGCGGGGCGUCGUCACGAAUCCGAACUGCGAGUUCCAUGCGAACGCGAUCGCCAUCCAGACGCUGGCCUACUGGAGUAAGUGUAGUGCCGAUACGAGUCGCAUCGGGAGCACGGCCUCGGAGCACGACAUCAAGCUAGAGAUGGAGAACGAGGACGGUAUCUGCCAGGGUGAAGCGCCCGCUUUUCUGUCGAAAAACAUUUACCAUCCGCGGUUGGCACUGAAGAAUGCCAUCGCCAACUGGCUGCCGGAGUUUUUCCAAGAAAAAGAAGCCUGGGGACCGAUAACGAAACCGCAACCGGCAGUCACCAUGGUGAUGCCCAUUAUUCCCAUCAUACCGUCGGUCAACACGUGCAUGACGCUAACCUCGACCAGCACGACGACCACGACGACGGCCACCGCUUUGCCCGCGAUGCCGGAAGUGAACACCAACCAGCUGCAACUGUUUGCUGACGUGUGCAGUUCCGUUACGAAUGUGGCCGAAGCACUGCCCAAUCCGAUCAUGAACUCGCUCGUUUCGGCCACGAAGGUAGUCACCAACGAAUCUCUUCCGAAUCCGGUUGCUUCUGUCGUCAGCAAUCUGGCACUUCCGCCAACGAUUCCCAUCUCGAGCAUUUCGGUACCGUUACUUGCCGGCAUCAAACCAUCCGAUCAAUCGCCGGUCGAUGGUGACGCGGAAGGUAGAUCGAUCGCCGCAAAGAGUGCGGUAGAAGGUGAUGCUGUGAUACGGGGCUCGGACGGAAACUCGGAUUGUGGGCGACCACCGAUCGACACGUUGGAUGAGAACGAGGUAAAAAUGGUGGAUGCGAGUGAGGAAGCGGAUGGAGAUGAUCGGAUGACGGUGAGCGAAGAGCAGUCGGUCAACCAUCACGGCGGUGCACCUGACCAGCAGCACUUGGCCGAGCCUUUACCACCUCCACCAGUUAUCGAUCGAGAGAUGCUCGAAACGGACGAUAAGCGUGGGCCCGAGGUGGAACGGGCUGGUAAUGGGGUGCAACCGGAACCGAUGGAAUGUGGAAGCAAUCUUACUUCUCCGAAACAUCUGCUUAAGACGCACUUUGACGAUGUAAUAAUGUCCGAAACGACGUCGACUUGCUCGGGAACGAUGCAGGUGGAAAGCUCGGACACAUCGCUGGAAAUGGCUGAAGAUAACAAAAAUGGCCCCGACAAGGAAAUAACUGCCGCGGACAUAAUGCUGCUCUGUGAUCUAUUCUAUCUGCCAUUCGAGCACGGCUCGAAAGCGUUGCAGCUGCUCACGGAGUUUCAUUGGCUGCGUAAUAAUGCGUACGUGAUUUGUCGGCGUGCCCGGCGCAAACUGAGCACUAAAGCGCCGGCUUCGGCCGAUCGCAACGAUCACACGGUACUAGAAGACGCAGACAUCACAGAAGCCCCCACGAACAAUGGAUCCGACGGUGGUGGCCGCGAUCUGAGCAAGUGUGACGACGCCCAGGAGUGGCUGCGCCGCUCGGAGUCAUUCCACAACCUCUGCCAUGCGAUCUUCGCACUAUCGGGCAAGAUUGCGCGCUGCGCGAACAAGGAACUAUGUUACGAUCUGUUUUCAUACGUUUGGGACGUGGGCGCUGUUCUUUCACUGCUGAGCGGGCUGGUUCGGUGGCUUUCCCUUGGCCACUUUCCUCCCAACGUUAGUUCCUUUACGCAGGGCGGUUACACAUGGUUCAGCAAGGGAUGGAAGGAAACGUUUAUGUCGGGCGAUCAGGAACCGUGGGUAUUUCGCGGUGGCCUGGUAGCGGAUCUGCAGCGCCUUGUGCCGCUCGAUGCCGGGAACGAUCUGUUUCUUUACAAAACACCCGAAACGUCAGCCAUUACGCUCUACACGAUCCGACCGUACGCGUUUGCCGAUGAACUGCCACUGUACACAAUCUGCCACCGGACGGCACACGAUGGGGACGCGCUAGUAGAGCGGCCCACGGAAGGACCACUUGAGCAGGUGAUAGCGGAUCGGUACCUCGGCCCAUUUCUCACGAUGACUCCCGAGCUGUGCCUGGUGCUGGAAGAUCCGAACGGCCAGGCGGUCGGUUAUGCGUGCGCUGUGCUCGACACGCAAUCCUUUCUGCGCAAUAUGGAACAGUGUUGGGUACCAGAGAUGUGUCUAAAGUACCCGCUCGAUCUGAUCGUGGAAAGCGACGUUGCGGCUCGCGGCUCGCCCACGUCAUCAUCGUCACUCGAACCAAAUGCCGACGGUUCGCCAGCCCAAGCACAACCUUCCACCGAGGGACGGGGCGAGCGUACGAAGCGCAUGAUCCGUGAGAGUAUCCGUUACUUCCAUCACUUCCAGAACGACUACCCGUCGACGGUACUUGCCACGCAUCCGUCCCUGUUGUGCUGUCGCAUGCUGAAGGAGCAUUUGUUGGAAGACGAAACGGCGUGCAAGCGGCUCGUAACGGUCCUUCUGGCGGCCCUGCGCUGCAACGGUGCCACAUACGGUGUGCACGUGUGCAUCGAUCGGAGCGAUCGGUUUCUGUGCCAGUUCUACCAGAAGCUGGGCUUUGUCGAGAUCUAUGCGAGCGAGAUCGAUACGAGCGUUUACAUGGGCCGUAACUUCUGAUCAGCACCCGAGCGUCCCGAGCUUGCCGCCGGCCUGUCUUUUGCCACUGGCUGAUCCGUCUGAUAGGUUUAAUAAUACACUCUCGCAUUUUCCCUUCCAUUAGAGCUCCGGUAUUCUUAUCCAGCAUUAUGUUCCGU
Messenger RNA from Anopheles bellator, 3632 nucleotides. RefSeq names its product protein O-GlcNAcase (gene Oga). Bases 40 to 3495 code for a protein of 1151 amino acids. The transcript has 5 exons. Gene Ontology annotation, biological process: glycoprotein metabolic process. The record is from RefSeq and is a predicted model, not a curated record. NCBI's taxonomy places the organism in Eukaryota, Metazoa, Arthropoda, Insecta, Diptera, Culicidae. Gene Ontology annotation, molecular function: beta-N-acetylglucosaminidase activity.